AUCAUUUAACAGAAAUUCUUGCCAAUGAUUUUAUACCAAACAUAAAAAAUACUUGGAAUAAGUUUUGCUAUAAUUGUGAAUUUUCAUCAUAUUGGAAUGUGUUAAAGCAUGAUUGGAAGUUUGCUAUUGAAAAAGAAAUAAGAAACUCUCUUACUAUUUCUGGAAACACUUCAACUACUAAACGCAAGCAAGAGGGCCUUAGAGAGAAGAAGGUUAAAAAACAAUCAAACCGAUUUGAUAUUAAAGAGUCCACCACUGAUAAUGACGAAGUAAAAAGUGAUUAUAAUCUUUCAAAUUUUGAGCUUGCCUACCGAGCUUUUGACCCCUCAAAAAUGUGGGUUCUCAAUUCAUCUGAGCAUGUUGUCGAAAAAAACGAAAUAUUUUUCUCUAAUCCAAAACAAGUGCCAAAAAUCGACAAAAACAUUGUGAAUCUCUUGAUAAAAUACAAUAUAGAUAAUUUACCUGCCCUUCAAAAAGUUAUUUUUAAGCCCCUUUUUUCUGAUAAUGCUCCUUAUUCAACAGAUUUGGAUUAUAUUAACCUUGCAUAUAGGUCAAUGUAUUCUCUAUGGAGAGGAGAAGACGAUUUUAUUUCAGCUUCAAGACUAGAAGGGUGGUUCAAAAUGAACCUCUGGGCUCAUUUAAUUGAUCCUGCUUUUCAUGUGAUAGAAAUUGAUUUGGUACGAGAAGAAGGGAUGUGUUUAUUGUCAAGUGAUAGAAAAAAUAUUGAUAGAUUGCGCAACAAACAUCUUGAAUUUGGCGUAAUUGAAGCUGGAAGAAACUGGGAAGCAACAAAGGGAACCAAACUCUUAACGGAUUCCUUAAAAGCGUCCAAGAUGCUUAAAGAUAUGAUUAAUGUACUUGCAACAGAAUAUAAUAUGAAAGAAGAUGUUUUAAGAAAAUUACAAAUAGCUGGAAUUCUCUAA
Dentiscutata erythropus is the source of this 923-nucleotide messenger RNA. The record is from the annotation of a GenBank genome assembly. Lineage: Eukaryota; Fungi; Glomeromycota; Glomeromycetes; Diversisporales; Gigasporaceae.